This is a messenger RNA of Anastrepha obliqua, 2339 nucleotides long. RefSeq names its product dolichyl-diphosphooligosaccharide--protein glycosyltransferase subunit 2 (gene OstDelta). Gene Ontology annotation, biological process: protein N-linked glycosylation. Gene Ontology annotation, cellular component: oligosaccharyltransferase complex; membrane. Lineage: Eukaryota; Metazoa; Arthropoda; Insecta; Diptera; Tephritidae. The transcript has 5 exons. Bases 140 to 2074 code for a protein of 644 amino acids. The record is from RefSeq and is a predicted model, not a curated record.
CGGGCUAUCUUUAGUUGACGUGUCUGUCAAAAUUCUAUGGUGAUCGCCGCCAGACGGUGUUAAAUUUGUGUUAAAAGGGUUUAAUGAUAAUACAAGAAUAAUUAUUAUAGCUGAGUUAAUCAAGAAAAUUGUGUAUAAAAUGUACAAAUUGGUACUAAUAUACGCUACGUUAGCGUUGUCUUGGAGUUCGAUAACAUUUGGAGCGCGAACGGUGCCGGGGCACCUAAGUCAAAAUGACCUCCACCGUUUGGAACGUGUAUUUGCCGAUGGUUUAACGUCGAAUGACCUGCAAGCUAUUUACUAUUCUACACUAAAUGUACAAAUGAAUGACGCAAAGGAAUCGACGAAAUUGUGUUCGAAAAUACGUACACUUCAUCAGGAAUCUAAAUUAAAUGCUUAUGAGAAAGAUUUUUACCUUAUUGGUUCUGGUAAAAAUCUGAAUUGUAAAGAUAAGUUAUCGGAGACAGUAUUGGCGAAUGUGUAUAGUUCUUUAAAGUCCGAACUGAGUUCAUCCCAGGAAAUAUAUUUCCGUGUCGCUACCAACAAGCUUCUGGGAGUUCUGGUUGAUGAACAAAGUACUGAUAAACUUUUAAAAACUCUGCACGACUUGUUAAAGAAAGAUGAUUCAAUAGUUAGCCUUGGAUAUGCUUUCAAUGUUGCAAGUGAAUUAGGUACUGGUGCAGCAUUUGUUGCAGAUCGUGUCGAAGAUGCAGUUGUGCAAGCCGACGAAGUCGAUGGAAAGAUGCUUCAAUUCGAAGGGGGCCUCAGCAUUACCGCUUUAGUCGUGAAUGGUAUAUUCCGAGUAUCAAAUAUUUUCAACAAACCAACACCCAUAAAUGCGGAGCAAGCUGUGAAGUUUGCUACAUAUUUUCUCAACAGAAGGUCUGUACAAACAGCAAAGGGCGCACAUGUACUUAUUGAGGCCCUGAAAACAUUGGGUGGCGCCGGAAAAAUUGCACCGAUCUGUAUUCAAUUGAUUGGAAAUGGUCAAUUACAGGCUGACAAUCCAGUAUUGAAUGUGGCCGUCGUCGAUUUAUUAGGCAAGGCAGUAGCAAGUGCACCACAAAAUAUAUACGGAAAAAUACUGCUUAAAAAAGAUAAUACGGUUUUAGCUGAAAAAGUGCAGCUGAUAUCGAAAUCAUCGGAUAAAACUAUUUUCGCGGCUCAGCUUUCGAAUUACAAGCCAACGCGAGGCAUAUAUUUGGCAGAAAUUAACGCAGACAACACUUACACACAAACACUACAAUUCAAGGUACUCGGGCGAGUAAAAGUGCAUUCGUUGGAACUUGGUGUAGCUGAAUCAGAUGCGAGCUCGUCAGUAAAAAAACAAAAUGUUAUAUAUCCACAAACUCUGCCGGAUACGCUAAAAGCAGAUUCCACUCAAAAACUCGUACUGAAGUCUGUACUCAUCGAUGAGGGCACAACGAAGGUCAUAACAGUUCAUCAGGCCUUCGUACGCCUCUCCAAUGUUGAUACAAAUGAGGAAAUAAUUUUCGUCGCUGAACAAGACAGUAAUAAAGCUUACAAGUUUGAUAUGGAUGUUGGCGCGCAUGGGGCCGAAUUUGGCUACAAGUCGGGACAAUACGAACUCUAUUUGAUUAUUGGUGAUGCUUCAAUUUCAAAUUCAUUCCAAUGGCACGUAGCGAACGUUCAAUUGAAAUUUGCACACGAAUCUGAGAUAUCAAAGAAGCAGGCGAUCCGUAGUACGCUGCCCGAAAUAGAGCAUAUGUUCCGUCCACCAGAAAAACGUCCCCCCCGUUUUGUCUCGGAUGUUUUCACCGGUUUAUGCUUAACUCCUCUGGUGUUGCUAUUUAUUUUCUGGGGCAAACUGGGAAUCAACGUCUCUAACUUUUCGUUGUCACCUAGUACAAUUGGCUUUCAUGCAGGAUUAGGUGGUAUUUUGGCGCUUUUUGGAGUUUUUUGGCUGAGUUUAAAUAUGUUCCAAACACUACGCUUGCUUAUCCCUAUAGCAAUAUUUACAUUCCUAUGCGGAAAUCGGCUUUUGCGGCGUAUACAUGCCCAACGUAUAAUGAAGUCACCGUCAACUUUAACCACCAGUGCAGCAUUCACUUAAACACACUUUGAAUAGGAGUAUUACUAUAACAAAAAUGUCUGCUCCAUUAAAAGUUAAUUAGAAAGAAAAAAAGAAAUAAAUAACUGUAAGUUUAGUUUCAUUCCGAAACUAUUCUUAAGAAAUGGAGGUAGAGCAUGAUUUAAAAUCUUACUUUCAUUAUUAGCUUAUUUCGAAGUGCUUCACACCGAAAAAGGAAAAAGAAAGAAGUUUCUUUUUAUUUUUGUAAAAGUAUGAAGACUUUGAAUAAAGAUCGUAAAAAAAACUA